Messenger RNA from Penicillium griseofulvum, 957 nucleotides. RefSeq lists its product as uncharacterized. The record is from RefSeq and is a predicted model, not a curated record. Gene Ontology annotation, biological process: DNA-templated transcription; regulation of transcription by RNA polymerase II. Gene Ontology annotation, cellular component: chromatin. Gene Ontology annotation, molecular function: RNA polymerase II cis-regulatory region sequence-specific DNA binding; DNA-binding transcription factor activity, RNA polymerase II-specific; zinc ion binding. Bases 1 to 957 code for a protein of 318 amino acids. The transcript has a single exon. Lineage: Eukaryota; Fungi; Ascomycota; Eurotiomycetes; Eurotiales; Aspergillaceae.
AUGACUAUUGAUACUGCUGGAACUGCCGAUUUAGAGUCAUUAUGGCGCGAAUUUGUCAAAGUCGAGUCACACAAACGGACCCUUUUCGCAGUGCAUCAGAUCGACGCGCUUUGGUAUCAACUGCUUUCUAUUCCUCGCUCAAUCUCACACCUGGAAAUAAAGCAUGAUAUGCCCUGUCCAGAAGACCAUUGGUCGUCAUCCUCUGCUGCUGAAUGGGCUCAUCGACAACUUGUGUCAAGAAAUACCAGCUCCUCAGUCACAUACACCGAUGCUGUUCGACGCUUCCUUUCCUCUGAUGACGAUAUCACCUCCCUUCCGCCAUUUGAUCCGUAUGGUGCUAUAAACAUUGCGCAAUUCCUGAUCUCUAGCGCCCGGGAAAUCUCCAGCUGGUCUACAAUGACGGGUAUGCUCAGUAUGGAACGAUUCGGCGCAUUAAGAUCAUCCCUCGUCACACUAAGCCCAUUCAUCUGCCCUGAAAACUGCCCAGCGCAAACAAAACACGCAACAUCGUGUGCUGCGACUUGGGAGACUGCCAUGAUCGAGCUGCAGAUGUGGUCACCAUCCCAUACUGGCGGCAUUGUGGAGGGAAGCAUAGAUGCCAUUCUCAGUCAGUCAACAUACCUAGGACCAUCGCAGUUCUUGUGCGAUACCAACACGGCAAAAGCUAUACAACCGCAUGUGAACUGGUUCCUACGAUAUCUCGAUGAGACGCUGAUACUGGAAUCUGAAGCGCCAUGGGUUGCCCUCUAUGCAUAUAAAGCUUUUUUGAUUGCCUGGCAACUAAUACAUGCCGGCCUACCUGGCGCAUUGGAGGUCGUGGGUGUUCAUGAUGGCAAUAUAGAGGGAGCUCUGAUUUGGGCAAGAAAGGUCUUUCAGCGAAGACAGAAAUGGCAGCUUGGGAAACUCAUCUUGACCUGUUUGGAUGAAUUAGAUAUGCAUUCUAAGAAUAAUGGCUAG